Messenger RNA from Amorphotheca resinae ATCC 22711, 951 nucleotides. RefSeq lists its product as hypothetical. The transcript is spliced from 4 exons. The record is from RefSeq and is a predicted model, not a curated record. Bases 50 to 904 code for a protein of 284 amino acids. NCBI's taxonomy places the organism in Eukaryota, Fungi, Ascomycota, Leotiomycetes, Helotiales, Amorphothecaceae.
CUUCAACCAGAACCAUCUCGAUUAAACCCCAAACACAAAUCUCUUUUCCAUGGCAGCCGAAGCGACAAAAAUAGUGGACCACUGGUCGUCGGAGGCAUAUCAGAAUUCGGCCUCGUUCGUGCCGAGGCUAGCUACUAAGGUCCUGGGCUGGUUGGACGUCAAGCCAGAUGAUUGUAUUUUGGAUGUUGGCUGUGGUGAUGGAGUCCUCAAUCUCCAAAUCGCCGAGACGCUCUCGAAAGGAAAAGGCAGGAUUCAUGGUGUCGACAGCUCAAUCGAUAUGAUCACCGCAUCCAAAUCUGCCGCAGCGGCAGCAGAUCCUGCUAUAUCAAAAGCCUGCACCUUCGAAGUCCUAGACGCCACUCAGCUAAUCCACAAGCCCGAGCUACAGCGAUCCAGCUUCGACAAAGUCUUCUCCAACGCGGCCAUGCACUGGAUCCUGCGGCCCGCCGACACGCGGUUCGAUUUCUUCCGCGGUGUGCGCAACGCCCUCAAGCCCGGGGGCCUCUUCUGCUUCGAGAUGGGCGGCAUGGGGAACGUGGCGGAGAUCCGGGCGGCGCUGCUGAGCGUCGUGUCGCGGCGCGUGGGCAUAGCGCGCGCGCGCGCCGCCGACCCGUGGUUCUUCCCGGACGGCGCCUGGAUGCGCCGCAUGCUGGAGGAGACCGUCGGCGGCUUCCACGUCGAGCGCAUGGAGAGGGAGUACCGCCCGACGCCGGUGGAUCAGGGAGGCGUCGAGGGAUGGGUCCGGCUCAUGGGCAAGCAGUUCCUUGAUGCGGUGCCUGGGAGCGAGGACCGCGAGGCCUGCGUGGCUGAGGUGUGCGAGGUUUUACAAACGGUCUGUGAGAGUCCUGGAGGUGGCGAGUGGUUGGGCUAUGUGAGGUUGAGGGCCGUAGUUAGGAGAAUCUAAACUUUAAUCAAGAAUUCAAUUUGUUGCACAGGGGACCGCAGAGCGGG